GCGGGUUUGCAACGCUGGAGUUGCUCUGAGAAAAUCAACAGAAAACAAGGUGGGGGUUUGGGCUCUCGUCGGGGUUUCAUUCAUCACUCUUUUGAGCAAAAAAUACCCAAAACAUUUUCCCUUCAUCAUCCACGCUUCUCUCUGUAAUUUGAGUUUUCCGCAGAUUUCCUGAAAUCCGAAUUGGAAUCAGCAAAAAGAGAAAAGCUUUGAAGCGAAUUCAAUAUGAAGACGACGAAGGGAGGGAAGGUGAUGAACCCUACGGACGCUUACCGGAAGGAGCUCCGGAAGAAGGAUUUGAAACGGAAUAAAAAAGAACGAAAGAAGGUGAGAAAGGUGGGGAUCUUGAAGAAGGAUCCUGAGACUCUGAAGGAGCAGAUUGAUAAGCUUGAACUGAUGACCAGAUCAUGCUGCUUUUCUUGUUCAUACACACUGAAGUAUUUCAUUAAUUGGCGCAGAGGCCAAUGGCGCUCUUGACAAAGCAAGAAAACACAAGAAGAGGCAACUAGAGGAUACACUUAACCUUGUUAUAAAGAAGCAGAAAGUAUGAUAUGAGAAGCUAAGAGCUAGGUGAACACAUAAAAUCACUGGAACAAUAAAUAAACCAUUAAAACAACACUUGGUUCAACAUACGAUGAAAUUAAACUUCAUAGCUCUAAGGAAUAUACUUCACCAUAAAGUUGGUGUUCUUAGCUCUAAGGAAUAAUAUACUUCAAAAGUGAUACAUGCAUUUCAUACAAAGUCCUCGACGUUCUUCAUCCUUAAGAUAGCAC
Messenger RNA from Malus domestica (apple), 770 nucleotides. Lineage: Eukaryota; Viridiplantae; Streptophyta; Magnoliopsida; Rosales; Rosaceae. The record is from RefSeq and is a predicted model, not a curated record.